This is a messenger RNA of Hypanus sabinus (Atlantic stingray), 870 nucleotides long. Its product is annotated as solute carrier family 25 member 53-like. The transcript has a single exon. Lineage: Eukaryota; Metazoa; Chordata; Chondrichthyes; Myliobatiformes; Dasyatidae. The record is from RefSeq and is a predicted model, not a curated record. Bases 1 to 870 code for a protein of 289 amino acids.
AUGCAAGAGAACCCUGAUGAUUCAGCCACCAGUUCAGUGCUAACCUCACUAAGGAACUGUGGAAUUGGAGCAACCUCUAGCUGUUUUGCUACUGUUCUGACAUUCCCAAUCCACAAGACAAUUUUUCGGCAGCAAAUUCAUGGUUUCAUUAUCCGAAAAGCUUUUGCUCAACUCCGUCAAGAAGGUUUCCUCAGGUUUUACAGAGGAAUUCUCCCACCUGUUCUAGCUAAAACAAUCCAAGGCACAUUGUUGUUUGGCACCUAUGACAGCAUCAUUGAGAGCAUGAAUCCUAAGAAUAUAACUAUGUACCAUCACUUCAUUGCAGGAUCAUUAUCUGGAACUAUGGAAGCCCUAGUGUUGACUCCAUUUGAACGUGUCCAAAAUAUUCUUCAAGACCACAGGAAAGAUGGAAAACUUCCUAAUAUCCAAAGUAUCCUAAAGUUGUUUAAUUCCUAUAUUUUUAAGGAUAAGUUACAACUUGGGUACUACCAAGGCUUCAUCCCCAUUGUAUUGAGGAAUGGCAUAGGCUGCACACUUUAUUUCUCUUUCAAAGAUCCAAUUAAGAAUUUGCUCUUGGAUAAAGAUGUUCCCAGUGGGAUUUCUGCAUUUGUCUCUGGAAGCUUCAAUGGAAUGAUGGUGUGUUUUAUUUUAUAUCCACUCAGUGCCGUGAUUUCAAAUAUACAGGCUCAGAUCAGACAUGAGAAAAUUAACCUUUGGAAUUUCGUCAAAAACUUCUGGGCAUCUCGUGCCCGAAGUUUCUUGUAUGUUUACAGGGGUGGUUCCCUGAUUAUGCUGAGGUCCUGCAUAACAUGGGGAUUAACCACUGUUAUUCAUGAUUUCUUAAAGGCAACGCAGAGUCCAAAAAUGUAG